AUGUCUGCUGACCGAUCGGAGCUUGUCUCCCACAAUGACAAGAACGCCUCCAUCGAUGAGCCCGGGACCGCGCACAAUGACAGCGAAGGAGAGGAGGACGAGGAGGGCGACGAUGAGGACGACGAGGACGACGAGCCCAAGCUAAAGUAUGCGAAGUUGACAGGGAGUCUGUCAAAUGUCUACCGCGGCGGUGACUCCACUUCUGCCUUUGCCAUUGUUGGAGACAAAAUGGUGAUAGGAACACAUAACGGCAGCAUACACGUCCUGGCCGUUCCCGCGCUGCAGAGUCUCAAGACCUACCGAGCACAUUCAGCGAGCGUGACAAGCGUUUCAAUAUCGCCAACUCCACCGCCGCCGUCCUUGAUCAGAGAGCAUGGCAAGACAGAGGUGGCUACGCUGGAGGUGCAACAGUCGAGGAUUAUACCAGGACUGGCGCGAACGAAUACAAGUACCAGCACGUCCAGCCCGCGGACACCCCAGAAAGGGCAGCAACAGCAGCAGACACCUGUGCCGAAUACACCGAACAAUCAAAUAUACGUCGCGACAUCUUCCUUGGAUGGUCAUGUAUGCGUUUCUUCUCUCGUCAACCCGGAUGAGGUGCUACUACGCAACUUUGCACGGCCUGUGAAUGCAGUGGCUUUGUCGCCAGACUUCAAAAAUGACAAGACGUACCUCUCCGGUGGCCUGGCGGGUAAUCUGAUCCUCACAGUUGGAGGAAAAGCUGGAACAAAAGAGGAUGCCAACACAAACAGUGCUGCGGCUGCUGCGUCUGGGUGGUUAGGUGCGAUCGGACUGGGUGGAAACGCUAGCCGUGACACAAUUCUUCACUCAGGCGAGGGAGCAAUAAGUUCCAUCAAAUGGAGCCUGAGCGGGAAGUGGGUGGUUUGGGUGAACGAAGAGGGCAUCAAAAUCAUGCGCAGUCAUUUGAAGCUCGGCAGUGAAGACGGCGAGGACGCCUGGAAGAGAAUUGCUCAUGUUCCGCGUGCCAACAGGAGACUGUGGAAUGAGAUGGCGGCCGUCUGGCGAGGGCGGUGCGAAUGGAUCGACGAUAAGAGCUUGGAGGCGGACGAUGAACAGGUAUCAGUCUCGCAUGUCGGCGCAAACGGCACAACUCCGACGAAAGGCAAGAAGAGAGUCGAAAAAUUGGUCGUUGGUUGGGGCGACACAGCUUGGAUAUUGCACGUCCAGUCCGGCAGUUCUACGGCCACCUCUGGCAAUGCAAGUGGAAAGCGGCAGAUCGGAAGUGCCGACAUUAUUCAUAAGAUGCAAUUUGCGGACUGCGUAAUUGCUGGAAUCAGUCUCUAUACUCCGUCUUUGCUAGCAGUACUCGCAUACCGGACGCGGGACGACAACGACAAGCCGAUAACUUCGGCUCCACAGACUGGCACACCUCGCAAGGGUCGACAGCACCGACAUACAGCGCUCGCAGCCCAGCUACGUCUUGUAAACGUCAACAACGGCGAAGAAGUCGAUCUCGAUGAGCUUUCCGUCGUCUCUCGCUUCGAGACUCUUUCUGCACAGGACUACCAUCUGGGCACUCUGUAUCAGCCUCCACCGUUGGCAGAGAAGACAGCACGAGAACAGCGUGGCAGACUUGAAGGCUUAUGGGAGGUCGCAGGCGGAGGAUACGCAACGAGAAUGUUCAGCUCCAGCGCGAGCGUACUCAGUGGCAAAUUGAAGAAGCGAGCUGUAGAUGCCCAUCCGUUCCUGCUGGAGUCGGGUCUGAAGAUGUUCCUGAUGAGUCCAUACGAUUGCAUAUUGUCGGUCAAGCGCGAACUUGCCGAUCAUCUCAAGUGGACGAUUGAGCAUGAACAGUACGGAGAAGCCUGGAAUCUGAUCGAUCGACAUCCUGAAGCCGUGGAUUCUUCCUCACUCGACACAAGUUCGAGAGCAAGCUCGCCUUCGAAGGCCGGAGGCAGUCUAGCGGAUUUUUUCGCGGAUGAAUCAAGCUCGCAGGCAUCGGGUGCUGGCGUCGCACAACAAAAUCAAAAUUCGGCAGCACAGAAAGAAAAGUAUCGCGUGGGUGACCUCUGGUUGCAACAACUUGUGUCGAACCAGCAAUGGAGGGAGGCUGGCGCAGUUGCUGGCAAGGUCUUGGGUACCAGCAGUCGAUGGGAACACUGGGUCUGGACUUUUGCGCAGGCGGACAAGUUUGAUGAGAUCACACUUUUCAUACCAUCGACGACGAUUCGACCACCGUUGCCCAGCCUUGUCUAUGAGGUCGUACUGGGACAUUACAUUGCAAAAGAUUGCGGCAGACUACCCGGUCUAUUGGACGAGUGGGAUCCGGAGCUAUUCGAUGUGGGUAGUGUCAUCAGCGCGAUCGAAGAUCGUCUACAAAGUGGCGACGUCAGCGAGAACAGUACUGAAGGAGGCGUGGAAGGGCGGGAUUGGAGGAUGUUGAUGGAGUCGCUGGCCCGCCUAUACCUCGCAGAUGGACGUGCUCGAGAAGCACUGCGAGCGUACGUUCGACUGCAAGACGCCGAGAAGGUGUUCUCUCUCAUUCGUGAAGAGAAGCUCCUUGACGCUGUUGUGGACGAUAUACCUGGUCUGCUUAUGCUCCGCAUCACGAAAGAGCAACUCCGGUCAGCUCCAUCGUCGGAGCUCGAAGAAGGAAGCGCGGAGGCAAUACAAUUGCUCAUCGACGAAGCGCAUCGCGGUACCAUCCCAGCUGAAUCAGUCAUUCGCCAGCUUUCCGCCAAAGGCGAUACCUUCCAGCUCUUUCUGUUCUUCUACCUGCGUGCACUAUGGAACGAUACCACCCGCACCAGCAAUCCCGACAACGACAGAAGCAACCUUGGUCGCGGCAAAUUCGAUCGUCGCAUCGAAGAGGGUCAUGCCAUUGUCAACGAGCACGCCAAUCUGGCCGUGCGUCUAUUCGCCGAAUAUGAUCGACCUCUUCUCCUCACCUUCCUCAAAAGCAGCGAAGUUUACUCCUUCGACCUUGCCGCCGACAUUUGCGAGCGAAGACACUACAUCCCGGAGCUCGUGCAUGUCCUAGGCAAGAUGGGUCAGACGAAACGUGCACUGUUCCUGAUCAUCGGCGAAUUGGGAGAUGUGCCUCAAGCGAUUGGCUUUGCAAAAGAGAACCCGGACCUUUGGGAUGAUCUGUUGGACUAUAGCAUGGACAAACCAACAUUCAUCCGCGGUCUGCUCGAGGAAGUCGGCGCUGCAAACAAAUUCGAUCCCGUCGACGUCGUACGUCGAAUACCGGAAGGCCUCGAGAUUGAAGGCUUGAAACAUGGUAUCCAGCGUCUCGUGCGCGAGUUCGAAAUCCAAAUGUCCAUCUCCGAAGGCGUGGCGCGCGUACUCCGUGGAGAGGUAGGCAUGGGAAUGGACACAUUGCGAGCAGGUCGCAAAAAGGGCGUACGCUUUGAAGUCGUGCACGAGCGUUCCUCCAAUGACAACGAGGUCGGGCUGAGAGUCCACGAUCCACCGACGAUACUUCCGCCGGGCGAAGAAGCACUUCCCACCCCGAAACGGCUCGCGAACAAGUCCAAGUCCGGCGUCAAAGGUAACGAGCAAAGCCCAGCCGUCCCGGGGCGAUGUGUUGGCUGUCAAGAGGUCUUCCAUCUGGAGGAAAAGGAGCCGCUACUUGGUUUUGCGUGCGGGCACGUCUAUCACUUGUCUUGUCUAUGGAAGAGGUCGCGCUCGAGAACGCCGAUGAUGAUGGUAACGCGGUUGGGUAUGGUGGGAGGAGUGUCGGCGCCAAGGUUGCGCAUGCGCAUGUCGUGGGAAGGGUGGUCAAAGGCGGGUGUCAACGGUGUGGAGUAG
Zymoseptoria tritici IPO323 is the source of this 3774-nucleotide messenger RNA. RefSeq lists its product as uncharacterized. The transcript is spliced from 3 exons. The record is from RefSeq and is a predicted model, not a curated record. Gene Ontology annotation, biological process: protein targeting to vacuole; macroautophagy; endosomal vesicle fusion. Gene Ontology annotation, molecular function: protein binding. Gene Ontology annotation, cellular component: HOPS complex; late endosome. Bases 1 to 3774 code for a protein of 1257 amino acids. Lineage: Eukaryota; Fungi; Ascomycota; Dothideomycetes; Mycosphaerellales; Mycosphaerellaceae.